CGAGCGUGGGGUUGAACCGCCUCCACUGCCUGGAGUAAGAGCUGAGGCAGGCGGAGAAGCUGCACAGGACGUCCAGGGCCCCACCACUGGCGGUGGGAUGUGAGACAUUGAUCCUAUGCUCCAAAGAGUUGCCUGCCACCGAGACCAGCAGAUGGAGUGGGCGAACAGGAAGUCAGGUUCUGGCAUCCAAGCCGCCAUCGACCUCACCGCGGGGGCGGCAGCCGGUACAGCUUGUGUACUGACCGGGCAACCCUUCGAUACAAUAAAGGUGAAGAUGCAGACGUUCCCCGGCCUGUACAAGGGCCUCACUGACUGUUUCCUGAAGACUUACACGCAAGUGGGUUUCCGAGGCUUGUACAAGGGGACUGGCCCUGCCCUGAUCGCCCACGUCUCCCAGAACUCCGUCCUCUUCAUGUGCUAUGGCUUCUGCCAACAGUUUGUCAGAGCAGUGGUCGGAGUGGACAAGCAGGCAAAGCUGAGUGAUCUGCAAACUGCAACGGCAGGGUCCUUGGCCUCUGCGUUUGCUGCCCUGGUCCUUUGCCCCACCGAGCUUGUGAAGUGCCGUCUGCAGACCAUGCACGAACUGGAGAUGUCAGGGAAGAUAGCAAAAAGCCACAAAACAAUUUGGUCCGUCGUGACGAGUGUCCUUAGAAAGGACGGCCCCUUGGGCUUCUACUACGGACUCUCAAGCACUCUGCUUCAGGAAGUACCGGGCUAUUUCUUCUUCUUUGGUGGCUAUGAACUGAGCCGAUCAUUUUUUGCAUCUGGACAAUCAAAAGAUGAACUGGGCCCAGUCCCUCUGAUGGUAAGUGGUGGAAUUGCUGGAAUUUGCCUCUGGCUUGUGGUGUUCCCAGUGGAUUGCAUUAAAUCCAGAAUUCAAGUUCUUUCCAUGUAUGGAAAACAGGCAGGAUUUAUCAGUACCCUUUUAAGUGUUGUGAGAAAUGAAGGAAUCGGAGCCUUAUAUUCUGGACUGAAAGCUACUAUGAUUCGUGCCGUCCCUGCCAAUGGAGCACUAUUUUUGGCCUAUGAGCACAGCAGGAAGAUGAUGAUGAGCCAGCUGGAAGCACACUGAAGUGUCUUGGUAUAAACCUGGACACAGCACAUGAAUUUGAGGCCUAUAGUUCAUUUUAGGGUUCACAGAGUAGAAGACCAAUGUGGAAUUAUUUUCUACUUCCUGGGAAUUUGGGUUUUGUCUUUCCUUCUUCUACCCCAAAUCUUAAACUUUGUGGAAGGAUUUCUAUUUUAUGACAUAUCAUUUCUCCCCAUGGUUGUAUUGUUAUAGAAAAGUCGCUAUUCUGACUCCUGGUGAGCCAGGAAUGAGCUUGUGGCCUUAAAUACCUAAUCUGAAAGGCUAAAUGUAGCUGCAUAAACCUAUAUGUA
Messenger RNA from Tupaia belangeri chinensis (Chinese tree shrew), 1380 nucleotides. RefSeq names its product mitochondrial ornithine transporter 2. The transcript has a single exon. Gene Ontology annotation, biological process: mitochondrial L-ornithine transmembrane transport. Gene Ontology annotation, molecular function: L-ornithine transmembrane transporter activity. Gene Ontology annotation, cellular component: mitochondrion. The record is from RefSeq and is a predicted model, not a curated record. NCBI's taxonomy places the organism in Eukaryota, Metazoa, Chordata, Mammalia, Scandentia, Tupaiidae. The coding region runs from base 116 to 1072 and encodes 318 amino acids.